AUGAAGAGUCGGAGCCGUAGUUUACCCCGGGAGACAGUCACAUCGCAAAUGCUCUCAACAACUCCCGCUAAAUCAAAGGUAAUUUCUACGGUUUUGAAAGGAAAAUAUGAAUAUUUUUCAGACAACAAGAAGAUCAACGCGAAUAACGGCGACGCCAAAAAGGUUCACGGAUCAAAGUCAGAAAAAGGCGACUCCAAACAGAGGGAAGAGUAUAAAUUCAGUAGUUCUAAGUAAAAGUGAGUUUUGAGAUUGUUUUAUGAUGAGAGAGAAAAUUGAUUUCAGCUGAAAAAGGUUGUAAUGAAAGUGAAGCGCCUCGGAGACGUAUGCCACAACAUAUCGUAUUUUUCCUCGUCGUCUUCUGAAAAUGGUUCGUUUAGUUUGAGAAAAUUUAAUUGAAAACUGUCAAGAAAAAGAAGCUUUUUUUAAAAAUAUAUACGUUUAAAAGUUCAGAUUGAUGAAUGAAUUGAGAAUUAUAUAGUAUGUUCGAAAAGUAUUUCUGGAUUUUUCCUUUUUUUUUGGACCAUUUGAUUUUGGUGUUUUUUUCACUGUUCCCCGAAAAUUGCCUCGAAAUUAUUACCCUCACUUUUUCCAGAUGAUUCCGAUUGUGACGAGACUUACUCGUCGGCGUUGGCGGCCUCAGAAAACGUCGAAGAAGAUUUUUUCGACGCUGAGGACAUGGAAAUCUCGGAUAUUUUCGCCGACGUCGACGGGAUGGAAGUCGACGGAAGCCUCAGCGACAAGGAAAAUCGGAGAAUGACGAGAUCUUCGAGCAGAGUUCGUCAAACGAAUUGUACUCCCGGAAAAGCUGUUGAGACCUCGAAGACUCCAAAAACCGCUUCUGUGGUUCGUAAAGGAAAAAAUCGUUUUCAGGAGAAAAAAUAGCUUAUAAAAAACAUUUUGAGAGACUAAAUUCAUAUUCAUAAGGUCUACGAAUCAGGGUACUUUCAGCAAUAGAAAAAAGUUCUCCCACAUAAACUUAAGUACUCAAGAGUGGUCCCUAUAGGGGCAGCCAUGGUAGGAUUUUCCUUUAGUGUUUCAUACCCUUUAGGGACUAGCUAAGUUUUACCCUCAUAGGAACUGUUUUUUUCUCUUUUAAACCUUGUAGGGACCACUUUGGCCUCCUAAAAUCCGCGAAAUAGCUUGUUUUUAGCACUAGAAGAAAAUUCUCCCAGGCGAAGUUUUUUUUUUUGAAACUUUUGUCAGGUCCCUUGGGCGAAUCGAUAGCAAACAAACCUUUUUGAAUCCGGAGAUAAGAAUUCAAAUUUUUGAAAAUUUCUGUGAAACUUCUGAUGACUGCCUUAUUUUCCGUUUGAUGCAACUAUAAUAAAAUUUCAGUCCCGAUCCACGAGAGCCUCGCGAAAUCUUCUGAGCGAACUUCCGAAGAAAAACAGUUCUUCAACGCCUUUCACGAGGAAGAGAAGCGGGAAUGUGAGGGGAGAGGAGGAGACCCCGAGCAAAGUCGUGGCUGGUCGGUUGCGGAACAUCAAGGUGUUCGACGACGACGAGGAAGGAUCUGAGGAGUACGACGACGACGGCGCCAUCGAUCGGAUGAACAGCAGGGUCGCCAGAAUACAGUCAGUAGUGGGAUAUGUUCUGGAGAAUACUUUCCCAGAAAAAGCGUGUAAAAUUGAAAGAACACCUUGAACAUCGUGUUACUUGAAUGUAUGAUUUUUAAGUGGAAAUUGAAGCGGGGAAAUGAGGAAAGGGCGAAUAUCUUCAUCUGUCUAUUUAUGAUAGAUCUAUCAGACGCUUAGUUAGAAUAACUUUAAAAAAAUGGAGGAAAAAAAAUUUUUUUGGUUUUUUUAAGUACAAAUCUUUGAAAAAAAUAACUUCAUCAGUGAGCAACAAAAGCGAAAAUCUGUAAAGUUCGAAUAAAAAUCUUUAGAUGAAAGAAAAGUAACAAGAAAAAUAAUAUAUUAAAUCUAACGUUCAAUGCGAAUCUUUCAAACUAUUUUUUAGCGCUUUAUACGAAAAUUUUGAUUUUAUCCGCUAAAAAUAGAUAAUGGAAUAAGCAAAUCCAGCAUUUCAUAAAAAAUGACAAGAAAUAACGUUUUUGAUAUCAUUCAUCACGGUUUCAGAUUGGAUUCAAGUUUAAGGUUUCAAGAGCAAACUCGAUCCUCUCUUCCUUGAAUCGUUUUAAAGUUCCCAUCAAAAUAGAAUUAUGAUUCAAAUUUCAUCACAAUAACGUAUUUCUUCUGCUACCAAAGUCGAAAAAGGCUCCAUAAAGGUUCCUUUUUGCUGCCCUUUUGACCCAUUUUCGCUGUCUCUCCCUUUUUCCACCAUUUCUCGAGCCUUUAAAGCUCUGGGAGAACUAGAAGUCCCGAAAAAGGAACCGUUUUCGCUGCCUUUUUACGGCCUUUUUUGAGCCUCUUUCCUUUUGGAAGACAUUAUCCACCAUUCCGACUUUUCCCGAGACUUUCAAAAACUAAAAAAAAAUUGUUCUCGUUCAGGAAAAAGACUCGAAAUCCCUUCACGCCAAUUUUCGAUGCCAAUAAGAAAUCCGCGAAAAUUCCUGCUUCCGGGGAAAUCGACGACAAUUUCCCCGUGUUGAGAAGCCGUAUUCACUUUACUAUACGGCCUGAGAAUUUUCUGGAUAUCAAUGGGAUAAGUAAGGCUGAAAAGGUAGGAAUUGAGGACUUAAAAAAAGAGAAUAACUUCAAAUUAUCUCAGCAAACGAAAAAGAAGCCGCCAAUUACUCCGAUUCGUUUGAAACUUGAUAAAACACCUGGGGGAACUAGAAGAGUUCAGGUUUUUUUAAUCAACUGAAAAAUUGAUUGAAAUGGAUUAUAGAACCUCAAGUUUUUAAAUCGACGUCGGGAUUCCAGUGACGACGAUUCAGAUGAAGAUUCACCUGUUAGAACUCCGAUCCCGAAAGUUCGAAUACCGGUUUUAUUUCAAAUCUUCUUCGGAAAAUUAACUUCCUGUUUCAGAGAACGGUAUUCGAUCCUAAGAAGCCCAUGACGACCAAGGACAAGCUGAGAAAUUUGUCCAAUCGACUUCAUCUUUCUGAGGUACUUUUUUUUGGGAAUUUAUGACAAUUUUCAGACAUUUUUGGAAAGUUUUGGCUUUUUAGGCCUUAAAGAUGAGUUAUUGGCUCUAUUCCUAUUUAUCGAUUCUUUAAAAUCGAGAUUUUAGAAUUUUAAUAGUCUUUUUUUGAUCAAAAAAAUUUUUAUUGCUUUUUCCUUUAUUUAAAGCUCUGUAGUUCCAGAAGAACUUAAUUUAAUAAAAUCGAUUUUUUUCUUCUAAUUUUUUUCUUUUUCUUGUAAAAAAAGCAACAGGUUUUUUUGGCCAUUUUUUUGUGAAAUUCCUCAAGUUUUUUUCGCUUUUGACCUAAAAAUUAAAAAAACGUUUAUUAACCGAAUUUUAUGAAAUUAAUAAAAAAAGGAUCUUUGUCUUUAAAAAAACAAUCGCAAAAAAACUGAAACCAAUAGGUACUUGGAAAAAAAUUUCAAGAAAAAAAUGUAGGUGCCACCUGAGUUGCCUGGCCGAGAGCUCGAGUCCCAAGCGGUGCGGAUGUUGAUCGAAGAGGCGAUCGACCCGAAAGAGGGCGAAAGUCGGGCCAUGUACAUCGGAGGAGCGCCCGGAACUGGAAAAACUGCGACGGUUCGGAAGGUGAGGGGCAGAAAAAUCGAAAAAACUCUGAGUCUCGAAGAACGAAUAGAAUUUAUGAGAAAAACUAGCUUUUAGGCGAUCCAGAAAAUUUUUUUAUUUAGAUUUAGAGUUAUUAAGACUUCAAUAAAGUCUUCUAAAAGGAUAAAAUAAAUUAACUUUCAGCAAUACUUUAACAAUCCAAUGGGGAAAAAAAAAUUCGUUAAAGCUUUUUUGAUGCGAAAAAAAUGAUAAUGGAAAAAAAGAAUCGACUAGUUUCAUCCUUUUUGUUUAAAAUUUUUAAAUUUUCAAGCGUUUUUGAAGCUUUUUUUGUAUAAAAAAAUCACUGGGAAGUUAUUUUUUCAACAAAGGUUUGAACUCCUUUGAAGUGAGAUAAUUUAUUCUCAGAAUGAAAAAUAAUUAUCAAGUGGUUUCCUUUGCAUUUUUGGUAGAAAACUCUAAUUUUUUCGAUUUUUGUUACGAUUUUUUUUUGUGAUAAGUUCCUUUUUAUCAACUAAUUGAAUUUUCUAAAUUAUUAUCUGUUCAUAACCACAAUUUAUAGGUCAUCGAAACUCUCCAAAAGUCGAAAAAGAACAAUUUCAUCUUCACCGAAGUCAACGCCAAAAUGUUCCGCGCCAAAGUUUUCGUCGAGAUUUACAAUGGGUUUGUUGAUUAUUUGAAAAUCAGGGAUAUUAGGAGAUUUUUUUGUUUGUUUUUUUCAACGAGGUUUUCAUAUCUAUUCUCUCAAGACAAACAAUUUUGUAUUUUUCAUUAUUAUUCAUAUUAUCAAGUUUAGACCUAAGUGGACUCUUUACGGUUUCAUACCACAGCUGCAGAAAAAUCCAUUAUCGAAAAUUGAUUUUUUUAAACUAGUUUUUUGUGAAAUUUUGUUCUAAAAUAUGGUUUUUCUCUUCUCAAAAAUGUUCUUUGAAAGUUCAAUAUUUUAACUUUCAAAUGGGCCUUUUCGGUUCCUCAACUAUGAUUUCUCUUUAAAAUGGUCAAAAACCAAGAAUCUGACUGAAUAAAUGAUUUCUUGAACAGUUUUGAGCUUAUAAAAAUUGCCGGCGAUUACUGAUUUCUGCACAUUCCUGCUUCUUACUAAUUUGUUAAUGAAUUAUUAUUAUAAAUAAAGUUUUUUUCUUCAGUAUCCAAAGCACGUGGAAGGCGACGACGUCUUCGGCGAAGAUGGGACCGGCGACGGCGCGAAAAAAGCUCAACGACAUGUUGAAAUGCGGAGAUCGCUCCAGACCGCCCAUCGUCAUUCUGAUCGACGAGCUCGACGCUUUGUACACCAAGAAACAGGAUGUUAGUUGGGAAUGAUAGAAGAAAUAUCUCUAAAAAAUUAUAGAGUUUCGUAAUUCCAACUACUAUGAAAAAAUAUAUGGCGAAUAAAAAGCCAAAAAAAUACAGUGUUUGAUGAAAUUUCUAGAAAUCGUUUAAUAUUAUUUUUCCUUUAUCGUUCAUGUGAUAACAAAAGGCAGUUGAAAUGGAACUGAAAAAUUUGAAAAAAAAGUAACAAAAACUUAUGAAAAUCUUUUAAAAUUACAUUAAUGGAAGAUAUGACUCGGGCAAUAUCAGAAUGGUAGACAUAGAACGCUAAAAUGGAGAGGCUCAAAAAAAGGCCGCAAAAAGGCAGCAAAAAGGGAACUUUUUUCACCCUAAAAAGACAAAUUUCUAUGGGGCCUUUUUCGACCCUUUUCGACUUUGCCUACUGAUGUGACUCUUUAAAAGUUUAAUCAAUGACUUCCAAUUUCAAAAGGAUUUUUUUGAAGUUUAAAAACCAUUUUUGAAUCUCUAUUGACUUCUGAUUUGUCCCAGGUGCUCUACGACAUCUUCGACUGGACGGCGAUCCCAGAAUCUCGCGUCACGAUCAUCGCCAUCGCCAACACGGUCGAUUUCCCCGAAAGAAUGCUCUGUCAGAGGAUUUCCAGUCGAUUGGUGUGUUUUCGAUGAGAAAAAGUCUCUGGAAAGUAUGAUUUUUAGGACAAACGGAGGUUGAUCUUCCAACCGUACGAGUACGAUCAAAUCGAACAGAUCAUCCACGCCAGAAUCUUUUCGCCGGAUGUCAUUGCACCAGAUGCCGUGAAAUUGGUGUCCAGGAAGGUUGGUUUGAAGAAGAAUGAAUAAAUUGGAAGAUAGGGUCUCAAAAUGUAGGAUCUAGAACAUAGGGUGAUUUUGUAAAAAUCUCCAGAAAUUUAGCCCUUUUUCCAGGUUUUCUUAGCAUAUCCAAUAAAAACACUUUUUCACUUUUGAGCCUUUUUUAUCGUGUAAAUGUUGAAAAGCAACUAAAAAGCUCUGAAAAAGAAUAUCUGAAGCGUUUUUCCCAUUAUUUUAGGAGUUUUUAUCUUCAAAGUAAAUGCUCUAUCAUACUUGUGGAUUAUUUUAAACAUCGAGUCUAACUUCUGCGAAAUCAAAAAAAAAAAAAAAAAUCAAAAUUUGCAUCCGUUGAAAAAUUAAUACCAAACUUGAGAUCAAAAAAAGGUUAAUAAAAAAAAGAAAAGAAAAAAACUUUUUUUUUUCAAUUUAUUCAAUAAUUUUCCAAGACAUGGGAGGUCAUUUUUCUUUGCGGCUGUGAAUUUCCUGAAAAUUGGCCCGAACACUCCUUAAUGUACCAGAAAAAGAAUCUGAAAGUUUCAAUCUGCACAACUCUUUAGUUUUGGAAAAAUAACGGCUCAAAACCUCAAAAUGGCCUUUUUCAACUGAUUUUAGUAUUUAUUUUUUUUGACUUCAAAAUCUCCUUUCUCAAAAGCUAUGGAGUUGUGCAGGCUGAAGUUCCCAGGAUCUUCUUUUGGCCAUCAAGAAGUUUUCUGGCAAAUUAUCAGGAAGUUUCCUAUCGCCAAGUAAAAAACUUCCCUUGUGAGGCUGUCGUGUGCUCCAAUCAUCCUUGAAAAAAAUCCGUUUUUUGUUCAAAUUGGUCAUUUAUCCUUUUCCUGAGAAAGGCUUCAUGGAUAAUCAAUAAUUGCAAAGAAACCUUUUUUAAAAGUUUUUCAGACGGUUUUUUUUUUGAGGUUGUGGAUCCAAUGAUCAUACAAAAUUUUUUUGCCAUCAAAUUUUUGAUUUCUCAUUCUGAGCAACGAAAAAAUCGUCGAAUUUUUGUUUCUCCAGACUGAUUUUUGCAGAUCGCCGCCAUCAGCGGAGACCUCAGACAGGCUCUCGAUCUGCUCCGCCGCGCCAUCCGCUGUGCGAUCAACGGCGACGCCCAGCAGCUCACUGUCCAACAUGUUUGAAGCCCGGAAACUCCGCCUUCCAACCCCCUUUUUGCAGGUUAUGGAGGCCCAACAAGCCGUUUCGGAGCCGCCGCGAGUCCGGAUCGUCAAGGGACUCAAACUCCAUCAGAUGAUGGUUUUUAGGGCUGUUUUGAGCGAGGUUCCUUGGUUUCAGAACCAGAAAAGAUAUGUAUUUUGAAGAUCCAAACGACGGCCCAGGAAGAAGUCCUUUUCAUGGCGGUUUAUAGGACUUAUUGCAUUUUCUGCAACCAAUUGGCCGGAAGGGAACCCUUCGGCGACAGUUAUGUCUAUGAGAUGUUGCUCAUCUUAGCCAGUUGCAGGUGAAUUUGUUUUUUAAACGCAGUAAAUCGAGUUGAAAUUUCCUGGGUACAUUUUUAAUACCCGAAAAGGUUUCCUGUUUCAAAUAUUUUCGCAGUUCUUAUCCUCUUUUUCUUUUGAACUUGAUUCCUCUUAAUUUUUUUUUUACUGUUUCCUGAACUUCACUAUUCUAUCUGGAGUAGCUUGGCUGGGGAAUUUUGAGAGAAAGAAACAGUGGAAAGUGGAAGAACAGAGAAGGAACAUGAAGCAAGAUAAAAGUUUAAUAUGUUUUGAAUUUUGGUCAUCAAACUGUUUGAAAAAAAUUCAAUUGAGUUGAAAUUUCCUGGGUACAUUUUUAAGACCUGAAAUGACGGUGUGUUUUAUACAUUUUAACAGUCCUUCGCCUCUUUUUCUCAUUUGAAUUUCCUUUUUCUUAAUCCUAACCAUUUCCUCACCUAGUUUCAAGAACUAUAUUUAAAUAUUGUUUCUUUAAAACGGAGAAUUUUUGAAAACAACGGAGAAAAAAGUGAUAGAAAAUAUGAAGAAAAAUGAGCUAAGUUGAACGAAAUAUCAAGGAAAAUCAAGAAAGGUGAGAAAUCUCAUGUAAAUCGUUCACGUUGCACUCGCAGAGUUUCAAAAAAAUUAUUUUUUUCAAUUUCCACAUUUUUGCCAUAUAUAGUCGAUUCACGGCUAGCUCGGGGCGCAAAGGGGCGUAGCCUGUCUGCGCUCUCCACCAACCAGGAGGUCUUUAUUUUUAAAUCGCGCCAGGACCCCUUUUUCGACGGCUCAAGUCAGCCGUUAAUCAGCUAUAAGCUUUGUGAAAUUUUGAGUGGACUUUCCGAAGUUAAGGGAAAAUGUCUUUGAAUUGUCUUUGAAAAUGUGCCUUUAAUUAGCCAAUUAACUCGACGUUUUUUCCAGUUUGGUGCGAUUGGUCGGAAGCAAAAACUGCGGGAUUCUUCAGCGACGAAUCCGGCUCUGUCUGACGACGGAUGAAGCGGAAAAAUGUAUUCGGCUGGCCGAGAAGAAAAAUUCCGCCUAG
This is a messenger RNA of Caenorhabditis auriculariae, 8151 nucleotides long. The record is from the annotation of a GenBank genome assembly. Lineage: Eukaryota; Metazoa; Nematoda; Chromadorea; Rhabditida; Rhabditidae.